Molecule: messenger RNA, 1683 nt
Organism: Astrephomene gubernaculifera
Lineage: Eukaryota; Viridiplantae; Chlorophyta; Chlorophyceae; Chlamydomonadales; Astrephomenaceae
Source: the annotation of a GenBank genome assembly
GGCGAGGAGGAGGCUCCUGACGCGGACGCGGUGACGUGGCGCUUCUUCCAGCCCUUCCAGGGGGGCAGCGUGUUCGUGGCAACGCAGGCGAUCGGUUGGACCCUGUUCAGCAGCACGGUGGUGUCGCUGCUGCUGCUGGCCAAGCAGCUGGUGGCGGGGGUGGGCUACUGCCUGCGCUGGUGGGCGCUGGCGGCGGGGGCGCUCAUGGUGGCAACACAGCUGGUGCUGGGUGUGUCCAUCCUGACCUUCCAGCACAGGCGCCGCGCACGCAAGCUGCUGCAGCCCGUGCUGCUGCACCCGCGGGACGCAUUCGCACGCGCGGCAGGCUUGGUGAUGCCGGUUGUGAUGAUGUACCUGCCCCUCCACGUCAGCACCUCAGCCAUGGCAGCGCUGUUCGUGCUGCUCCCCCCGCGGCUGGCGCUGCUGGCGCUGGCUGCCGUGCUGCUGCCGUACUUUGUCAUCACGCUGCGGGGGCACCCCGCGCACACGGGCUGCCGUCGCUGGCAGUGGCUGUGCCGAUGGUUCGGCCGCGUGGUGGAGGGAAGCCUGGCUUGGUGGUCCGGCAGCCUCACCCUCAUACGCGACUUUCCCGGCACUGCGGACCAGGCGGCGGAAGAGGCACUCAGGCGGCAGCAGAGGGAGGAGGGCGGGGAAGAGGAGGGCGGCGUGGAGCAGGAGGAGAGCGGGCAGCAGCCGCGGCGGCGCUAUGUGUUGGGCUUCCACCCUCACGGGCUGUACCCCACGGGUGCUGGCUUCCUGCCGCUGAUGCCCGGGCUGCAGUGCGCCUUCCCGGGUCACACCAUCGUGACGCUCACCGCCUCCAUCGUGCACUACCUGCCGGGGCUGCGGGACAUCGCGGGCUGGGCGGGGUUCAGACAGGUCACCCGCGCCACCUUCCGCCGCGCGCUGCGGGACACCGGCGCCGUGCUGCUGUGCCCCGGCGGCCAGGCGGAGCUGGUGUACGCAGACAGGGCCUUCCCGACCCGUGGGUCACCCGCAGCGGCCGCAGCAGCCGCCUUCGCCGCCUCCACCUCCACUUCCUUCACGUCCUUCUCCAUCUCCUCACCCCCCUGCUACUCCUCCGGCUCCAAACCCACCGCCGCAUGCGGCUCAGCUGCAUGCGGCCCAGCCCAAGAAGCAGGGUCAGGGCACGGAACGGAAGCAACGCAAGCCGUCUCUCCACCCUCCUCCGCAACCCCGCUGCCUUCCUCCUCUGCUGGGGAGACCCCUGAUGGCGCUAGCGGCGGUGGGGUAGUGCGCAGGGGAGGCAGCAACGGUGUGCCACAUCAGCCACCUCACCCACAGCCCCGCCCCCACCCUCAGCCUCAGCCUCACCCUCCCCACCAGCUGGUGGUGUUUGCGGGCCACCAGGGGUUCGUGCGGCUGGCGCUGGAGGAGGGAGCCUGGCUGGUGCCGGUGCUGGCGCUGGGGGAGACGCUGCAGCUGCGCAACCUCAUCUCCGCCCCCGCCAUGCAGCGCGCCACCUACAAGCGCCUGGGCUUCCCUGUGCCCUUCAUCCUGGCGGGCCGCUGGGGCGUCACCACGCUGCCGCUGCGCAACCCGCUGGUCUACGUGGUGGGCCGCCCGCUGCCGCCGCCGAGGGGCUGGGAGGCGCAGCGGCGCCGCAGGCUGGGGGCGGCGGAGGGAGGGCAGGCGGCGGAGGGAGGGCUGGUGGGAGAGGAG